Molecule: messenger RNA, 771 nt
Organism: Plasmodium malariae
Lineage: Eukaryota; Apicomplexa; Aconoidasida; Haemosporida; Plasmodiidae
Product: fam-m protein
Exons: 2
Coding region: 1-771 (256 amino acids)
Source: RefSeq, a predicted model, not a curated record
AUGAUGGAACAAAAAAUUAUGUUUCUCCUAUUUUUUAAAAUUUCUGGGUUUAUUUUUUUUUUAUCUUGUAUAAGUCAUUUUAACAAUGAAGCUAAUAUGUUUAUCAAAUAUUUAGAUGAGAACUAUAAUAAUAGUAGCAAAAUAGAUAAAAAAGAUUAUAGAUUACUGGCAAAAUAUAAACAGUAUAAGAAUUACAACUAUGUAGGUUUAAAUGAAAAUAUACAAAAUAAAUGGGAGCACCAAGAAAAAAAUAUAUAUAAUAAUAAAAAAUGGGGAAAGGGAAAGAACAAACGGUCUAAUAGAAGUUUAUUAAAUAAGGCACAAUACUACACAGAAUAUAUAGAUUACAAUAAUGCAAUGUUUGAUGGAAAACAUUUUCAUUUUGAAAAAAAAUGGAUAAAAAAAAAAGAUUAUGAUGAUUAUGUCGAAAAACAAAGAAGAAUUUGUGAUAUAUCUUUAAAAAAAUUAAAAUUUAGAAAUUAUGGUUAUGUCGUUGCUAUAUUUAUUAUUAUUUCCUUCUUUGGAAUAGGAAUACCAGUAUUAUCAGGGAUGAACUCUUUAGAUACAGUAUUGGAAUAUAUUAUUGAGUUUCCGUUAUUUAAAUAUUUUAAAAAUGUUAUAAGUGAAUUGUCAGACUCACAUAAAUAUUGUCUUUUAGGAAUAACGUUAAGUACAAUUAUCAUUACUUUAUCGAUUAUAGUUGUAAAGGCAAUUUGUAAGAUCUUAAUAAAUAAUGAAAAAUAUAGAAAAUUUAGGUUAAUGAAUGACUAA